This is a messenger RNA of Daucus carota subsp. sativus, 556 nucleotides long. RefSeq names its product defensin-like protein 1. Bases 97 to 324 code for a protein of 75 amino acids. Gene Ontology annotation, biological process: defense response. The record is from RefSeq and is a predicted model, not a curated record. The transcript has 2 exons. Lineage: Eukaryota; Viridiplantae; Streptophyta; Magnoliopsida; Apiales; Apiaceae.
GGAAACGCUAUAUAAGCAAAGACCAAGCAAGGACUCCUUACAGUAGCAUCUAUCUUCUCACUCAUUUUUAUAAUCACCUCUAUUCAAUAUAACUCAAUGGGUCUUGCUUUGCGAUUGAUUACCACUCUUUUCAUGGUGGUGAUGCUUCUCAUGUCCGGUGGAAUCCGGGAGGCAGAAGGAAGAACAUGCGAGUCACAGAGCCACAAGUUCAAGGGUACAUGCCUGAGCGAGACCAACUGUGGAAAUGUUUGCAAGAAUGAGGGCUUUUCAGGCGGCAACUGCAGGGGCCUUCGUCGUCGUUGCUUCUGCACACGACAUUGUUGAUCAAGCUGUACCGGAUAUGCAAGCUAGCUAGCUGAUUAAGGGAGUCGAUCUGUUCGUUUGCAUCAAGAUCUCUAGUUGUUCAUCAUCUUGCUUUGUGUCACAGUCACUGUAAUGUAUCUCAUAAUGUUGUGUAAGUCCUUCAAAUCGUACGUGUUGAUCAAUGUUGUGUGUUGUGUGUUUAACUUUGGGUUUUCAUAUGUUGAAAAUAAGUUACUCCCUGUCCUGUUUUUCA